Sebastes umbrosus (honeycomb rockfish) is the source of this 946-nucleotide messenger RNA. RefSeq lists its product as uncharacterized. The record is from RefSeq and is a predicted model, not a curated record. Bases 174 to 743 code for a protein of 189 amino acids. Lineage: Eukaryota; Metazoa; Chordata; Actinopteri; Perciformes; Sebastidae. The transcript has 5 exons.
AGGUUAGUGUAACAGGAUGUGUGCGUGCGUGUGUAUGUGUGUGUGUGUCUCAUGUUUCCUUGUGUUACAGUUAUCUGAUCCACAACUCUUCUCCACAGUGAGCAGCUGAUCCUGUACAGCUCUGCAUCAGGCACAAUAAGAUAUGUGAAUGAAAAUGGGUUCUAUGGCAGGAGAUGUGUCACCUGCUGACGACCCAGGGCCAGAACUGCUACCGAGAGCAGAUCCAGAAGGAGAUGUUGACCCGUUUGGCCUGGAAGAGCCGCUAUGCCGACCUCUACCCGUCCCGCCACAAUCCCCGAAACGACAGCACAGAACCAACACAGCUGCCCCGCCGGACCGCUGACUCCCGGGCUGUCCUUCCUCCUGUCACCAGGACAACGGAGAAGCAGAGCGACCUUCCUCCUCCUCCUCCUCCUCCUGUCCUCUCUUUGGACGGUGAGGAGCGUCUCAGUGUGGCCCCCCUGAUGAGGCCAGUUUCUCCUCAGACCAGACACUCUCUCUAUCAGGACUCCUCACACCACGGGAAAGGGCGGAGUCUGUACCUGCAGAGACGUGGCCACAUUAGACCCGAGGAGAAGUUUGACUUUCCUCUGCUCUCGUCCUGGGAGUACGGCUGGAGGCUGGGUGACUAUACUCUGGAUUACAGAACUCCGUCCCGCGCCAAGUCGUCGGUGGUGAAGAACACUUUCUACGCCAGGAACGGCGUGUUCAGCAACCCGUCAGCCACUGACACGCUGGGCUGAUGUUCAGCCUUCAGACACCAGGGGUCGCUCUUUAGUAGGAGUGUAGAACAGCUAACAGGCUUUUAUGUGAUAAACACCAUUCAUGUUUGUUUUAAAGGAACAGUGUGUAACAAUCAGAAAUGGAAUAUAAUGUUAAUAUCCAGCCCAGUCGCACAGCAGCUCGUAAAAUAGUCACGAAAUUGAAUGUAUUGAUUCGUGUACAU